Molecule: messenger RNA, 1235 nt
Organism: Stegastes partitus (bicolor damselfish)
Lineage: Eukaryota; Metazoa; Chordata; Actinopteri; Pomacentridae
Product: gonadotropin-releasing hormone II receptor-like
Exons: 3
Coding region: 63-1235 (390 amino acids)
Biological process (GO): cellular response to hormone stimulus; G protein-coupled receptor signaling pathway
Cellular component (GO): plasma membrane
Molecular function (GO): peptide binding; protein-hormone receptor activity; G protein-coupled receptor activity
Source: RefSeq, a predicted model, not a curated record
CGCAUUCUAGGUGAAGCUGGGAUUUUAUUUCUUUCUCAUUGUUUUCUUGUUAUCCGACGUUAAUGAUGUUCCACCAGCUGACGGAUCAAACAGUGAACGACAGCUGUCAGCAGGAACUCACCUCGGUGUGCAACAAGAGCGCAGACGGAGACGCGCUCCAGCUGCCCACUUUCUCCACCGCGGCCAAAGUGCGCGUCAUCAUCACCUUCACCCUGUGCGCGGUGUCGGCCGUGUGCAACCUGGUCGUGCUGUGGGCUGCGUGCAACGGCGGCAAGCGCAAGUCGCACGUCCGGAUCCUCAUCAUGAACCUGACCGUGGCCGACCUGCUGGUGACUUUCAUCGUGAUGCCCGUGGACGCGGUGUGGAACAUCACGGUGCAGUGGCAGGCCGGGGACGUCGCCUGCAGGCUGCUCAUGUUCAUGAAGCUGGUGGCCAUGUACUCGUGCGCUUUUGUCACCGUGGUCAUCAGCCUGGACAGACAGUCCGCCAUCCUCAACCCUCUGGGCAUCAGCGAGGCCAAGAGGAAAAGCAAAAUCAUGUUGACCGUGGCCUGGACCAUGAGUGUGAUCCUCUCGCUCCCACAGAUGUUCAUAUUUCACAAUGUGACCAUCACAGUCCCGGAGAACUUCACCCAGUGCACCACUCAUGGCAGUUUUGUCCAGCGCUGGCAGGAGACCCUCUACAACAUGUUCACCUUCGUGUGCCUCUUCCUCCUGCCUUUGGCCAUCAUGAUCUUCUGCUACACACGAAUCCUCAUCGAGAUAUCCAGCCGCAUGGCUCGGAGUAACCAGUUCUCCAAAGACGUGCAUCUCCGCCGCUCCCACAACAACAUCCCCAAAGCUCGGAUGAGAACUCUUAAGAUGAGCAUCGUCAUCGUGACUUCCUUCAUCAUCUGCUGGACGCCGUACUACCUGCUGGGCCUGUGGUAUUGGUUGUUUCCUGAAAAAAUGGAGGAGACGGUCUCUCAUUCACUGACUCACAUGCUGUUCAUCUUUGGCCUCUUCAACGCCUGUCUGGACCCCAUCACCUACGGCCUGUUUACCAUCCACCUUCACCAGGGUCUGAAGAGGUGCCGUCAGCCUUCCAAUACUCGGACUGAAUUAGAAAACAACACUUGUCUCAUACGAAUGUCGUCGCACACGCAGAUUGGCCACAAUGCACACGCCGAGGGGUUAAACGACAACAACGGCACAAAGAAUGCCACGCAGUCAGUCGUCCCAGUAAGCAAGAUAUAA